UUAAAGAGGUGCACAAAAUGUCUGUAAGGAUGAUCAAAAAAGAGUUAAAAGGGCAUUUUUCAUUUCAUCUUGACUAUAAACAAAUGGGCCUCUCACAGCAAACAGUUUGUCAAGUCACAGCAAUAAAAGCAUAGAAAUAAUAAAUCAAGGGUGGCUGAGUUUUAUUCGGCUACUUCAGUUUGAGGGUCGUAUUUUGCAUGCUGGUCUUCUGUCAUACUUGUGGCUUAUGGAGAAAAUUAAAGCAGUAAAUCUGCACCUUUCCAAUCUGAAUUUCUAUUUAUUAGCCAUUUAAAGGCCUUGGUGCACACACAGGUGAUUUCACUUGUGCCUAACUGAACCUUUUUCAGGUGUGUGCAGCCUUUGAUUAACAUCUCCUCCAGCCACACUUGUACACCUCAUCAUUGCCUACUAACAUAAGCUAAAUUAUAUACCAGCUUGUUCUGAAUGUUAGAUUGAGUGUCUAAAAAAAGAACUAAAUGUUAAAUUGGGAAUAUAGUGAAUUUAAUGGAGGCAAUUGAUCAUUAAACACAGUGAAGUAACACCAUAAAAUAACUAAUAAAGGCAGAGCACUACUGUUGAAGUCAAACAGGCCUUUUUCACUGCAGACAUGAAUCGCCAUCAUCUGUUAUUUCACAUAUUAACUUGACUAAUUGCAUCUGUUUGAAAUUUCCAAUGUGCAACAAUGGUUGGUAUCAUCUGUUAUGACGCCCUGGACUCGUUUCACGUGACUCUCUUUGUUACGGACUCCGCCUCUCCCCCGUGAACGCGCCUUAAGCCGAAUUAGAAAAUCCAGGGUUAACAAAGCUCGCUGAUAUCCAGCUUCAUAACACCGUCAUCUUUCCCCCGUUUUCGUCGCUUAGACAGUUAUUUAUUAACGUGAAGCGUGCCGUGACCAACUGUCGUGUCCGUUAAGCUCGGGUUUAUUCCGCUUGACGACGGAUUUGUGUUACGAUUUGAUUAUUAAAUCUAGCAUUGAAACAUCUCGGAUAACUGCGCGCACCCGCUCCGCCACAAAGGGGAGAGCAAUCGCACGCUGAAACCCGGAUCACAACUCAUGAACGCAGACGGAGAUUUUCAGAUGAUGAAAAAAAACGAGAGGGCACAUUUUUUCAGCUCUAAAGAGCAGGAACUUAUCUUAAAGUUGUAUGAGGAAGAAAGAGAAAUACUGACAGCCAAAUCCAACACCACAAGCGCCUCUAAACUCAGAGAGGAAGCCUGGCAGAGAAUUGCUGAUAAAAUAAACGCGGUAUCGGACAGCGGCUACAAAAGAACAUGGCAGCAAGUGAAAGUCAAACAUAAAAACAUAGUGCAAACAGCAAAAAGAAGACGGGCAGAGGUGAUGAGGAAUGAGGGGGGCUCAGCGACCCCAUCUCUGACCUCUGCAGAGGAGGACGUGCUGCAGCACAAAGACAACAGGCUGCGAGUGGAGGUCCUCCCUAGUGGUGCUUGUAUUGAGCCACUGACUGGAUCUGACAGCUCUUUUAUUAGUGUCUCGGGCCAUCCUGUCCUCCUCCUGCCUGUAACAAAGACUGAGCCAGAGAGUUUGAGCGGUGAUGAGACAGACAUCAGUGACACUAACUUUGAAGGGGAUAUACACAACAGCAGCUUCCAGGAGACGGCCAACUCAACAUGUGCUACACCUGGAGGCAGAAGUGCAGAGAAGCAGACAGACGACAUAAGAGCCCUUUACUGCUCCUACCUCAAGAAGGAAAUAGAGAACCGCGACCAACUGAUGGCAUACAGAGCACUUAAAAUGAGGAAGAUGGAGAAAGAAAUUUUAUUACUUGAUAAGCAGCUGAUGUGAACGUGUAAAUAAAUUCUACAUAUGUUAAAGCAUUAUUUGAUUCAUUUAAGGUCAGACAAUUGUAAUAAAUGGCUUCAGUCACGUAAUUAGCCUUAUAAAAACAUGUAUUAAUCAAGGAGUAAACUGCAAUAGUGGGCAACAAGGUCCCCUGCAAUUCUGCCAUCAACACAUAUCUGACUUUUUUAUUGUUGCAGCAACUCCACACAUACAACAGAACAUACAGAAAUGCAGAUCUCAGACUUUUUAGUCACCUAAAGGUCAUUUCAGUCCCUUCAUUGUCUUGGCAGGAGUUGCUCAGGCCAAGUGUGACUUCAGGGAGGAGCAUGUACAUUAAGUGGAGCUGCUGUGCCCCAGGAGAAUUCCACUGUCACAUGAGUUACACUUCAUUCAUUGACAAACUGUACUCCAGCAACGGGAUUUGAAAUGACUGAAUGAAACCGUGAAUGACUUUAACUUGAGGGCACUUACAUCCACAUCAGAUGAGUAGUAUAGGGACUGUCAACAUGAAGAAUGUCUUUAUAUUUAAUAUUUGGUGUCGAAUGCUUUGCUGUGGUUGUAUUGAGAUCAGGUAUCUUGGCCAGUCAAGAUUGCUUUAUGUUUGUCUUGUGUGAAUGAUUUGGAUACAUUGUCAACCCCACAUCACUUCACUGAAACAUUUGUGAUGAGAUGUAGAAUUACACACAAUGUGAAGGAAAAGCUUGAAACUGAUUUCUCCCAUCACCAGCAGAGGUUAUUUUAUUCUCCAAGCGUUUGCCUUUCAGUUCCAUAUGCAUAUAAGGAGAGAGGUAAAAAGCAUUCUAUUUUAAAGCUUUCAAUUAACCACCACAUCUAAAAGGACAGUUUGGACAGUUUGAAAUUUGGAUGAUUCAAAACAGCCUUUUCUCAUGUUACAAAUAAAAUAGCC
This is a messenger RNA of Epinephelus fuscoguttatus (brown-marbled grouper), 2708 nucleotides long. RefSeq lists its product as uncharacterized. The record is from RefSeq and is a predicted model, not a curated record. The transcript has 7 exons. The coding region runs from base 1055 to 1804 and encodes 249 amino acids. NCBI's taxonomy places the organism in Eukaryota, Metazoa, Chordata, Actinopteri, Perciformes, Serranidae. Gene Ontology annotation, cellular component: nucleus.